Molecule: messenger RNA, 626 nt
Organism: Loxodonta africana (African savanna elephant)
Lineage: Eukaryota; Metazoa; Chordata; Mammalia; Proboscidea; Elephantidae
Gene: MGP
Product: matrix Gla protein
Exons: 4
Coding region: 85-393 (102 amino acids)
Biological process (GO): regulation of bone mineralization
Cellular component (GO): extracellular region
Molecular function (GO): calcium ion binding
Source: RefSeq, a predicted model, not a curated record
UUUUACUAACAGCCUGUAGGACCUCUCUCCCUACCGCUGCCAGGACAGUGAGACUGCCCACAGGACAACCACCACAGAGACACCAUGAAGAGCCUGCUCCUUCUCACCAUUCUGGCUGCCUUCACAGUGGCAAUUUUGUGUUACGAAUCUUAUGAAAGCCUGGAAUCCCAUGAACUUAGUCCCUUCUUAAACAGGAGAUACGCUAACAGCUUUAUAUCCCCACAGGAGAGAUGGAGAGCUAAAGCCCAGGAGAGGGUCCGAGAGCUCAGGAAGCCUGCUCAUGAGCUUAACCGGGAAGCCUGUGAGGACUUUGGGAUUUGCGAACGCUAUGCCAUGCUUUAUGGAUACAAUGCUGCCUAUAAUCGCUUUUUCAGGCAGCGCCGAGGAACCUAAUGAAAUUGGAGAAGGCCUCCUUCAUUCUGGGGCCUGGGGCCUGGUUUACUAUGCCCUUGCCUUUGCAUCACUGAAACAUAUAGAAGUAUACACAUUGCUUGUUUCCUACAUGUUCUCUUGUCCAGUUUCACCCCAGCCCCCAGAAUAUUUGAUACGUAAUGAAAAUGCAGUGUGGUGGAGGGCAGAGGGGGUGAAGAUGUGUGAUUAUUACAUAAUAAACUUCUGAUUGAAUA